Messenger RNA from Tripterygium wilfordii, 1978 nucleotides. RefSeq names its product E3 ubiquitin-protein ligase APD2-like. The record is from RefSeq and is a predicted model, not a curated record. Bases 168 to 1682 code for a protein of 504 amino acids. NCBI's taxonomy places the organism in Eukaryota, Viridiplantae, Streptophyta, Magnoliopsida, Celastrales, Celastraceae. The transcript has 12 exons.
UGGUCUUCUUCAGAGGUGACUCGGCAACGCUGAACCCCAGCGUACGUAACCCUGAAAAACAGUUGCUCCUCUCAACUACCAGUCUCUCAGACUGAUUGGUGAUUUUCGAUAGCUACUCACCUUUCUGUGUCCCUGUCCAUGGAGUUAUCUUCUCGUAGAAUUGAAGAAUGGCGGAGGCAGCUGAUCGUAGUUCAACAUCUACUCAUCCUCCAUCUUGUUCUGGUUCAAGUAAUAGGGAUUCUUCUCCUUCGAAUUCAGCUGUUGCAACGGCUUCUUCGAAUUCUCCUCCUUCUUCGUCUUCAUCUUCGCAGGUUCGUGAAGAAGAGGAGGGCCAGAAUCACGAUAUUGAUCAGCAAAAUCAAUUUCGAGAACAUGAGAUAGAGCAGCAACGAAUAGUUGGUUUCCAUAGAGGGAGUUUUUGGACAUUUAAUGACAUGUCGAAUGUGGUUAGGGACGAUACUUGGUCUUGCAUCAUUGUGGUUCUUACCUUCUGGUUAUUCGUGUCAAUUACUCUGAUUUUGGGGGUUUAUGGUUCUCUGAGCUUGCGGUUUGGUCCAAGUUCUUCUAUUCUUAUCAGACCUAGCCCCAUAUUUGUGCAGUCAAUAAAGGUCGAAGAGUUGGGUGAGACAAAGCCUGGGUUAAUAUUGUAUGGAUUGUAUAGAUCUCCACCUCUUGAUGUUGUAUCUACUUGGUCCAAAACUAUAAAUGCCUCUGUUCCCGCAAAUUCUCACAAGGAGUUAAUAUAUUUUCUGAAUGAAGGGUCUCAAAUAAAUAUUUCAUACUGUGUCAAAUCUGAUAGCUCUAUUUACCUCAUUAUUGCCCAAGAGAAGAGUGGAGGACGUUUAAGAAAGACUCUGUCUCCAAGUAUAUGCUCUGGGAAUGAAGGCCUUGCUCGGUGGCUUGAGGACCCAACAUAUCCCAACAGCACUUUAUCUUGGAAUGUCAUUCAAGGAAGUGGUAUCAUCAAGCAGAACAUUUGGAGAUCUUCAAGUUACUAUGUCGCAUUAGGUAACCUGAACUCAGAGGCGGUGGAGGUACAGAUGAACCUCAGUGUUCAGGCUCUCUUGUACAACACGAGUGAAGCUUAUUCUAAGUGUAUGUUUACCCACGGAGUAUGUAGCUUAAGAGUUUUGUUCCCCCAAGGAAAUGCUUUUGUUGUAAACUCCCCUGGUGUGGGAAAGGGCUCAACUAGUGAUGAGUGGAAUGUCAAGCUCUCUUAUGGUCCAAGGUGGCUCACAUAUAUUCUUGGCAUAGGUGGACUAACUGUGCUCAUGUUGGUGGCCUUCAACUGCUUGAACAAGUUUCAAUUUACUCGCGAAGAUGGAGAUGGACAUCAGUUUCGUGAAACUGGAUCUGAGAGAGCGCAUUUGCUCUCCCAUAAAGAUGAUGAUCUCUCAAGUUGGGGUUCAUCCUAUGAUUCAGUCUCAAAUGAUGAAGAGGAUCUUGGAGACUUCCUGGCACCAAGUACUAUUGAAGGCCAAUCAUCAAGAGAUGGUGAAAAUGGAAAUAAUACUAGGCGUCUUUGUGCAAUUUGCUUUGAUGCUCCAAGAGAUUGUUUCUUUCUUCCAUGUGGGCACUGUGUGGCUUGCUUUGCAUGUGGAACAAGGAUAGCAGAAGCUGCUGGAACUUGCCCCAUUUGUCGUAGGAGCAUGAAGAAAGUGAGGAAGAUUUUCACUGUUUAAUCAACUCGCAGCUAUUUAUUACAAUUAUCCAUGCCUGGUUCAGUGAUGUGCGAUUUAGAGCUCUCAUGUUGUUUCCUUUCAUAAGAAGUCUCUUCUGUUGUUUCCCUCAUGCUAUAUUUGAUUCAAUAAUCUUCUAAACUGGAAUGACCUGCCCUUAUUUUUCCAAAGGCAUUCCAUGAUCUAAUGUAUGUUGCUUAGGUUUGUACAUGUGACUGGCAACUCUAUGCUUUAACUUGUCAUAUAGCUGCCGUGACCACCCAAGAAAUAUAUCUAUCAUUCACCCUCUUUGAAGUCUU